Molecule: messenger RNA, 2106 nt
Organism: Plasmodium vivax (malaria parasite P. vivax)
Lineage: Eukaryota; Apicomplexa; Aconoidasida; Haemosporida; Plasmodiidae
Exons: 2
Coding region: 1-2106 (701 amino acids)
Biological process (GO): mitotic spindle organization
Cellular component (GO): cytoplasm; dynactin complex
Source: RefSeq, a predicted model, not a curated record
AUGAACAAAGCGGCGGGAAGCAACUCGGGCGCAGAGGGGAAGGGAAAAGACGGAAGCGAUGGUAGCGAUGGCGGUGACCGAGGCGACCAAGGCGACCACAGCAGUGGGCGCGAGCAUAGUGCGAAAAGUGAACAGUCCGGGGAAAACGUCACACGUGAGAAGGCUCAGCAGAAUGGCUCGGAAAAGCAGUCCGAAGGAGGCACCCCAAAAGAUGCCCCAAACGAUGUGGACAACUCGCACGGAAAAGAAGAACCAAAGGCGCAAGGCAGCAACUUAUCCGCAACCUCCAUAGACGAGGAAAAAAAGGAAGAAGAAAAAAACACUAUUGCAAGUACGCGCGAUGAUUACCCCGUUGAUGAGAAGCCACCACACAGUGUGCGGGGAGAAAGCCAAAAAGAUGGAGGACAAAAAAUAAAACACAAGUAUUUCAAACCAAACGAUACGUAUAACGACGCAAAGAAGGGAGAAACCAUCUCGAGCAGAAACAAAAAAAUAACGAAAGAAAAUUUAAAAGUAGAUAUGCGGGACUUCUUUUUUACCUCACAGGAGAAGGAUGUCUACGAAUAUAUUCCAGACACGUCCAACUACACCAUCUGUCACAAUGAAGCGAACGAAUUGUAUAAAGAUGUAGUCACCAUGAAUAAGCAUUUUUUGGACGAAAUAAAUGUUAACAUAUAUUCGUCCCCGCUGGACACCUACUUAUCGAGCAUGCUAGCCGCCGCCACGGAGGACUCAAAAGAGAAGGAAGUAAAUCCUCUGUUUCGGGCAAACUCAAAAGGCGAAAAUAACAAUAACAAUAACAAUAACAAUAGCAGUAUAUCAGAUGAAAAAAAAAAAAAAAAACAGAGCGACAUAUUGGACGAAAGCCCCAUGAACAAACCACUAUAUUCUUACGAGUUUUACAAAAACAAAAUCUUUAAGCAUUAUCAUAAUAACGGUUUAGUCAUCGAAGUAGAUCCUGCAAAAUUAAAAUACAACAACUCUACGCAGUAUGAAUAUGGUCAGAACGGGUCGGCCAAUUUAGACGACCCUCUAUCUUAUUUGCAAAAGUUGAAAUGCGAAGUGGAAGACAUAACUGCCUACAUUAACGAUUUAGCCAAUAGGAAGAGGGAAGCGUACGACCCGGAUCACCCAUACGACAAAUUAAACGAAGAUGUAACAGAGCAUGAACAAAUUGUUAAGAAAAUUAUGCAUAACCGAGAGCCACCCGAAAUACUGCUGGAACUUUUUUCGCUAAAAAAUGACAUCGACGAUAUGAUAAAUGAUGACAAUUUGAGAACAUUGCUGAAGACGGAGAAGGUGGAGAAAAUGGCGCCCCAAGGGGGGGUCGCUACUUCUCCUGAGGGUUGUAACAAAGAAGUGGUGAGAGCUAUCCUCGACCGGCUGCAGAACUGGGAUGAUGCUUUCCCCAAAAAAGGAGAACCAACUGGGGAAAAGGGCAGCAAGCAGAGCAAUGGGAAUAUUCAAAAGGGCAUCCAAAAGGACAUACGCGGGGACUCCCUUCCAAAGCACGUACACAUCUACACCCUGCAAAACGGGAAAGAAAAGGAAAUUCAAACCGCCCACCUCCUAACGCUGGAAAGAAAAAUUGCAGAUAUUGAAAAGGCCUUGGGGGUAGAUAAAAUGGCCAUGCUUCCAUAUGAUGACCUCAAUCAUGCCAUCCUAGAUUUAUACAACAAACUGAGCCUGCUAGAUUCCAUCAAAUUGGAAAAUGUGAAAAAGAAAAUGCAGAAUCUGCAAUCUGAAUUUUUGAACUUAAAAAAAUUCAAAAAGGAUCUUUUAAACGUCUCCAAAGAUAGAGGAAAUUACGAAGAGUCCAUUGAUGAGCUUUUUAAAAUCUUAGACCUCUGGAAAAAGACUCACCACAUAAUUCCAAACGUGCUGGCAAGGCUUCACCAACUCAAGCGGGUGCACGACAACGCGCAGUCCUUCUCCUCCAGGCUCAACGAUUUGGAAAAGCAGCAAAGCAAGCUAGACGACACAAUCAGCCUCGCCGAGCAAAACAUCAAGCUGAUCAACUCCAAGAUUGACCAAAAUGUGCAUUUCCUGCAAGACACGUUAAGGAGGAUGGAAUCGGAAGGGGUCUUCCCCUCGAAUAAUGAGUAA